Uranotaenia lowii is the source of this 1031-nucleotide messenger RNA. RefSeq lists its product as uncharacterized. Bases 115 to 993 code for a protein of 292 amino acids. The transcript is spliced from 6 exons. Gene Ontology annotation, molecular function: acyltransferase activity, transferring groups other than amino-acyl groups. The record is from RefSeq and is a predicted model, not a curated record. NCBI's taxonomy places the organism in Eukaryota, Metazoa, Arthropoda, Insecta, Diptera, Culicidae.
AAAAACUUCAGUAAAGCUUUUGAUCGCCUCCGGUGAAGCAAGACGUCUUUUUAAGAGCCGACGACUUAAUUCAUUUCGGGACUAAACAUUCUAGCAUCAGGUUUUAACGUAACGAUGAGCACCGCCAAUGGUAAAAUUGCUGAUUCAUUGACUGUGAUAAGUCCGGAUCUGUGGCCUGAGCUUCGAGAUAUCUUCAAGCGCGAUUGGCCGGCACAUCUGGUAGCUUAUCAUACGAUUGAAAACUUCAUAGAUUGGCACCGGCGGGACCCGACGAUCAAGAAUCUAACCUGCUACAGUCUCAACGGGGAAUGGCGGAAGGACGGAACCUAUUUGAUGGUGGAUCGCUAUCAAGUGUUCCCGUACACUCUGUCUAGCACAAACGACAUUUUGGAAAGGGCCCUUAACCUGCUCAAUUGGGAUCAUGGCUUCAAGAUAAGUGGCUUCCUCGAAAGACACCGAAGUGCCGUGAUUUCAGUUUUUGAAGCCAAAGGACUCCGCAAAGUUUUCGAAAGCUGUACGCCGCUGUAUUACUUAUCAUGUAAGCAAGCCCGGGAGCUGAAAAAUACUAUCCCAGAAGGGUUUACUCUUAAGCAGUUAGGUCCAGAAGACUCAACCAAAGCGGAUGCCGUGUGGCCUUACAGACACCAAGGGUCGUUGUUCCUCCUGCAACGACUGGCUGCUUGGAAUAUAAACACCGGAUUGUACAAGAACAAUGGAGAUCUAAUUGCAUGGUGUUACAGACUACAGAACGGCGCACUCGGAGCGCUCCAGGUGGAUGCACAACAUCUGAAGCGAGGUUAUGGUACGAUGGUUGUCAUUGACAUGGCUCAACGGCUAGCGGAUAUGAAUCAGGAUUGUUUUGCGUUCGUUAGCAGCGACAAUAUUCCUUCGACGAAGAUGUUUGAAAAACUGGGCUUUCUUCAAAUCGAUAUCGCAUACUGGCUGCGGACCUAUCCUACGGUACCUUUCGAGUGGAACGAUAGUUGUGAAUAGGGGAAAUGUAAUUAUUUGUUUCUUUUCUGUUGAAUAAA